AAGAAGAAGAAGAAAACUUCAUAGCGUAGAAGAAGAACACGGAGGCCAACUGGAAAUUUAACGAGCAAAAGAAAUAACGCCAAUAUUUGGAAGUAUUAUCCAACUAUGAGGUUGUGAACUCAUCCGUGUUUGGGACACAAUGCAGCACAGUAGCAAUAUAAUUAAGUAGAGUAUCAUGGUGAGAUACUCUGACACUGUCAUACUACCUGACAGAUGCUAACAGACAUGCCGUGGUGCCUAAACACAAAGUGGACAUAUCAUUUGUAACCAUCACACAGUGGAAGCCAAACUGCAUUUUUAUAUCAAAGAGUAGUUUCUUGUUAAACAGACUCUAAACGAGCUAUUGGUCAUCAUGGUAGAUAACCGCUAUGCCACAGCUCUUGUCAUUGGCUCAGUGCUUAGUCUGCUGGCCACAGUCUACCUCUCUGUGGCUGUGGGAACUCAGCACUGGUACCAGUACAGCUGCUCACCAGUUAAAAAUGAGGGGAGCAACGCCACUGAGCUCAGAGACGACUUCAUCAAUGGAGAGUUCAAUGAGAAGACCUUCAGCCAGACCAUGUUCCGUCUGAACGGCACCCUGGGACUGUGGUGGAGGUGCAUACAGGUGCCCAGCGAGAGCCGGUCAUACUGGUUCAAAGAGCCAGAUCCAAAGAUGGAGACGCAGUGUGUGAGCUUCACUCUUCCUCAGCAGUUUAGUCCAAAGUACAAAUAUUCUGGAAACAUCAAUGGCGAAGAAGAUCUGCUCAGAACAUACUUGUGGAGGUGCCAGUUUCUCCUGCCCUUGGUGUCUCUGGCUUUGGUGUUCCUCGGUGGCCUUGUUGGGGUCUGUGCCUGCCUGUGCCGCAGCUUCACCCCCACCUUGGGCGUGGGAGUGCUCCAUCUACUUGCAGGUCUUUGCACUCUGGGAACCGUCUGCUGUUUCCUGGCCGGGGUGGAUUUGCUUAAACAGUACUCCCCACCACCAGAAGGGUUGGAGGGCUCGCUGGGCUGGUCCCUCUACCUCGCCCUCAUCUCCUUCCCUCUGCAGAUGAUGGCAGCUGCUUUGUUCCUGUGGGCGGCCAGGAGUCACCGCAAAAACUACACCCGUAUGACUGCUUACAGGGUAGCUUAAAGAGAGACUACCACAACAACAACUUACCUUAAAACAGCCUACUUGUCUCUGCAUUUUCUAAAAAAAAUGGUUUCUAGUUAGAAAAGGACUGUACUAAAACAACAACACUAUCACAAACCUUGGCAGGAAUACACCGAUUUGCAGCUAAUCAUCAUAAGUGCUCAUAAAAAGGAGUGAUAUACCUCUGAGUUGUUAUAUCACCUUUGUUUUCAAGCAUCUUUAACUUGUAUCUUAUCGAAAGCAUGUUCUUUGAUGUUUUUUUAACACCCAGAUGUUGUGGAUCAUUUGUUAUUUCUGAUGUUAACUGUUGGUGUGCCGUACUUUAAUGCCUUUUUUUCAGUUGCCAUUGUUUCUAAAGCUGCUUCACCACAUUGCCCUUAAAUCAUUUAGUUUAUAGAUUACAAACUUGCACACAAAUUUCAGACUUGCAGUUAUCAAAGACAGGGUAACCUUCUCUAUUAAUGCAUGGAUAAUAUUAUGAAAGCCUUUAUUUGUCUUUGUUUUUUUAAUGUUUAUUUGUGCUAUUUUGUUUGCCUAAUACUAAAUAUCAAGCAUUUUCUGUGCAUGCCUUUUAAGAUGACAUUUCUGUCAUCUGUGUUAAUUGUUGAUUUGAGUCUGUGGUAUGUGUUGACUCAGUGUCAAUCACUAAAACUGAAACCACUCAUCUCCCAUUAUCACCUGUGUUUAUAGAUUCGAUGAUAGAUUGAUUCGAUGCCACUUGAGCACACCUGUGACCUCUAUGUAACAUUUAUUUUCUAAUGUUUCAUCCCCACGUUAUACAACUGCCAUUUUAAAUUUGUUGUAGCGACGUUUCACUAUUUUAAGUUGCUUUAGAGCUCAGUUUCAUCAGUUGUUAACUGACUGGUUUGCCAGCAAAAUAUCAGUUCUUACAUUAGUUGUAGCCUUUCAAAUGUUUGUUGGUGAUACUCUAAAAUGGAAGGGAUUGGUAUACUGAGUAACAAUUGAAUUUGCAAACUCGUAUUUUCUAAGUGAAAACCUCAUGAAUCUGUUAUGUCUUAACACUUUGUGUGGAAAGGUAAUGAAUUUGUUAAAUUUUUGUGUGUCAAAUUCCAAAAUAACUAAUUUGUUAGCACCAGAAUACAAAUUGUGAUGUUUUUGUGUCACAAUGUUUUGUUACCUGUCUGAUGUGUUCACACUCUGGCUUUUUGUAAAUGUUUUUAUGUAUUCUGAAGCACACUGUCCUCAUUUCUGUAUUGAUAAAUUUGGCAUUUGCUCACUUCUGA
Messenger RNA from Epinephelus lanceolatus (giant grouper), 2355 nucleotides. RefSeq names its product claudin domain-containing protein 1-like. Lineage: Eukaryota; Metazoa; Chordata; Actinopteri; Perciformes; Serranidae. The record is from RefSeq and is a predicted model, not a curated record. Gene Ontology annotation, cellular component: membrane.